Molecule: messenger RNA, 2535 nt
Organism: Anthostomella pinea
Lineage: Eukaryota; Fungi; Ascomycota; Sordariomycetes; Xylariales; Xylariaceae
Source: the annotation of a GenBank genome assembly
AUGCUGACUCUGCAAAGGGGUUUCCAAAAGAAGACUGGCAAGGGCCGGCUGGACAAGUUCUACCGCCUUGCUAAAGAGAAGGGCUAUCGUGCUCGUGCUGCCUUCAAGCUCCUCCAACUGAACAAGAAAUAUGGCUUCCUCCAGGAGUCACGGGUUCUUUUGGACUUGUGCGCUGCUCCCGGUUCCUGGUGUCAGGUUGCCGCCGAGGCCAUGCCGCCUCAAUCCCUGAUUGUUGGAGUCGACUUGUCUCCGAUCAAACCUAUUCCCGGCGUCAUUACCUUCCAGAGCGAUAUUACCACAAGCCAAUGCCGCGCGACGAUCCGCCAGCACCUUAAAACAUGGAAGGCGGACACGGUCCUGCACGAUGGAGCGCCCAACGUCGGUACUGCUUGGAUUCAGGACUCUUUCAACCAGGCCGAGCUCGUGCUUCAGUCGAUGAAACUAGCUAGCGAAUUUCUCGUUGAGGGCGGUACAUUCGUCACCAAGGUCUUCCGCAGUAAAGAGUACAACAAGCUACUUUGGGUCUUCAAAAACCUGUUCACCAAGGUCGAAGCAACAAAACCACCCAGCUCGCGAAAUGUAUCAGCUGAAGUGUUUGUGGUUUGCCGCGGCUUCAAAGCCCCAAAGCACAUAGAUCCUCGGUUCCUGGAUCCUCGCUCCGUCUUUGUGGACACUACCGACGAUGCACCAAACAACGAGGCCAAGGUCUACAAACCCGAAGUCAAGAAGCGGAAACGAGGAGGAUACGAAGAAGGCGAUUAUACCCAGUUCAAGGAAGUGCUUGCGAGCGAGUUCGUGGAGACUACAGACCCUAUCAAUAUAUUGGCCAACUACAACAAGCUGAGCUUUGAGCAACCACGGAAUGGCGACAUGGCUCUCGCUGCCUUGGACAAGAUGCCCGAUACGUCGGAAGAGAUUCGGCUAUACUGCGCCGACCUGAAGGUACUCGGCAGAAGAGAGUUCAAGUUACUGCUCAAGUGGAGGCUCAAGGCUCGCGAGGCUUUCGGGCUUCCCACGAAAAAGUCUUCGAAGGCAGUUGCCCCAACAGAGGAAGUUGCAGAAGUCGAGGAAAUGGGCGAGGAGCUCAGGCUGCAGGAAGAACUACAAGCUUUGAAAGACAAGGAUGAUACUAAGAAGAAGCGCGAGAAGCGGAGAGACAAUGAGAAGAAGCAAAAGGAAAUCGUGCGAUUGCAGCUGCAUAUGACCGCUCCGAUGGACAUCGGGCAGGAACAAACCAGCGAAGGCUUCUUUGCGCUCAAACCUCUCGAGAGAAGAGAAGCAACGAGCAAGAUAGCCAAGGGUCGAAUGGCCUUGCUCAACGAGAAAGAUGCCAAGAAAGAUCGGGACAGUGGCAUUGGGUCCUCGGGAGAAACCGACGACGAGUCCGACGACGAAGAAGAUAGACUGGAACGCGAGCUGGAUGCUUACUACGACCAGUACAAAGACCGGAAAGCCUCUUCAGAUGCCAAGUUCAGGGCAAAGAAGGCUAGGCUUGAACACGACGACGGCGAGUGGGAAGGGCUGUCGGGUGAUGAACAAGGACAAUCCAGCGACGAUGGCGAGCUUGAUCAAGAUAGCAGUGAUGAGUCGGACGAUGAAGAGCCUACACCAGGAAAACGGCUACUCACCGAUUUGGAUAACAGCUCUGAACCUGGCGGUCUUUCGAGACGUGCCACGAGCUUCUUCAAUCAGGACAUUUUCAAAGGUAUUCCAGGGCUCCUUGACGAAGCCGCUCCCAAACCAGAAGAUGAGUCGGAAGAAGACGAAGACAUGGCUGAGGAGGUCGAAGAAGUGGUCUCGGCGGUCGCCAAAGCCCUGCCACCUAAGGAGCGCAAGGAGACUCCGCAACAGAAGCAGAACAAGGUUGCCACUGAUGCGCCGCCCUCUGAUUCUGAGGAUGAUAACGCAGCUGGAAGCCAGGUUGUGGAAGAUAAGAAUGAUGAUUGGGAAGAUGAGAAGCGGCGACCUGACGGCAAACCUGACAUCGACAUUAUAACUGCCGAGGCAAUGCACAUGGCUCACCAGUUAGCGACUGGCCAGAAGACCAGCCAAGAUGUCGUGGAUGAUGGCUUUAACAAGCAUGCCUUCCGAGACCGCGACGGCUUGCCGGAUUGGUUUGUUGAGGAGGAGCAGAAGCAUGACAGGCCGCAGAAGCCCAUAUCCAAAGCGGCGGCUGCUGCGAUCAGGGAAAAGACGAGAGCUUUUAAUGCACGGCCCAUAAAGAAGGUACGGGAGGCACAAGCGCGCAAGAAGUUCAAGACGGCGCAGCGCCUGGAGAAGCUACGGAAAAAGUCGGACAUGCUGGCCAACGAGGAGGGCAUGACGGAGAAGGAAAAGGCCGAGAGCAUCUUGAAGCUGAAGAGCAAGGCCGCCAAGAAGAAGCCCGCCAGACAACAGCCCAAGCUGGUCGUUGCCCGCGGUACCAACAAGGGUGUCAAGGGCCGGCCUCGCGGCGUCAAGGGCAGGUAUAAGAUCGUGGAUUCGCGGAUGAAGAAGGAGCUCCGGGCGGAGAAGAGGAUUGCGAAGCGCAAGUAG